AUGCUGGACCUGACAACAGCAGAAGUGCUCAUCUUCGACCCGAUGAACUCGAGCUACCGGGUGGAAGUCCGACGGCUUGCAGAGGAGUUAAUGAUAAUGCUGCCUGAUUUUGCUCCGAGGAAGUAUCGGAUACGACCGUAUCGCAGUGAGUUUGGAGCGCAAGUGGAUAGUUACAAUUGUGGCAUGUACAUGCUGUUAGGCUUUGAGGUCUUUGCUGGCGCUGAAAGCCUUAGACUGCUAAGUAGAAAAGAGCUGCAGUAUCUACGCUACCGGUACCUGUGUACUUAA
This is a messenger RNA of Phytophthora nicotianae INRA-310, 288 nucleotides long. RefSeq lists its product as hypothetical. The coding region runs from base 1 to 288 and encodes 95 amino acids. The record is from RefSeq and is a predicted model, not a curated record. Lineage: Eukaryota; Oomycota; Peronosporomycetes; Peronosporales; Peronosporaceae. The transcript has a single exon.